Messenger RNA from Symbiodinium sp. CCMP2592, 735 nucleotides. Lineage: Eukaryota; Dinophyceae; Suessiales; Symbiodiniaceae. The record is from the annotation of a GenBank genome assembly.
AUGGGUGCAUCCGGGUGGUACGCAGGCAUCUUUCUCAUGAACGGAAUGAAGAUCCGGGGAACCGUGUCCUUUGACAUUUUCCACCGCCUUCAUUGUGACGUUCAAGAUGCUGCUGCAGAGGCUGGUCUGGAGCUUGCCCGUCUGGAAGCGGCGGCAGUGUGUGCGGUGCGACGUGGCCCGUACGCCACUGAUGGCCAUCACCAGACGCUGCUCCAGGCCUCUCGCGAUCUCGCUGCAGUGCCCGUGCCCAACUCGUUCCUCAACAUCUUCUAUGGUUGCACAGCUGCACAUGACGUCUACACUGUGUCAGUUAGCUUAGGCGAUCUCUGCUGUGACUUCCGACUGGUGCCACAGGGCACUGAGGAACACAGGCACGCUUCCCUUGGCGAUGCUCCAAAGCGUGGCCGGUGGUGGGCACUGGAAGGCCUCUCCCGUCACCAGCGCCCAAUGCGAACGGCCAACCUCAUACUUUUGUUGUAUCUGGGCUUCCAGAGGGGCUACUGGAAAACAUGGGACGAGACACCACUGCUCAAGGCCAAUCCAGAGGAAUCCGGGGCCGCUCCCACAGACCCACCGGCAGCCUCUGCUGCUGCUGGUCCUGAGGCUGCACCCGAGGCAGCGGAAGAUGUCGAGCCAGACACGAAAAAGCGCAAGAUGAGCACAAGCUCGGCUCGGGCCGAGCUCCGGAAGCGCAAAGCAGAUGCAGGCAGCCAAUUCCGGCCCCUCAGCUGCUGA